UACAUAUAAAUAUAUAUAUAUUAUAUAUUAUGGCCUCUGCAACAACUGCUGCUCCAAUGGACAUUGAUUCUUCUUCUGGUGUCAAAGACGAUAGUUAUGUCUUACCUUGGGUAGAAAAAUAUCGACCUAUUAUUCUCAAAGACGUGGUAGGCAAUGAAGAAACAGUGGCUCGCUUGAAUGCAAUCGCUCGUGAUGGCAACAUGCCUAAUAUUAUCUUGACGGGUUUACCAGGAAUUGGGAAAACAACAAGUAUUCUUUGUCUUGCUCAUGAAUUAUUAGGACCUGCAUACAAGGAAGCUGUAUUAGAACUGAAUGCAUCUGAUGACAGAGGUAUUGAUGUCGUUCGAAAUCGAAUCAAGAGUUUUGCACAAAAAAAAGUGACUUUACCUCCUGGAAGACAUAAGAUUAUCAUUUUGGAUGAAGCUGAUAGUAUGACGGGUGGUGCACAACAAGCUUUGCGUCGUACAAUGGAAAUCUACUCAAAUACAACGCGAUUCGCGCUGGCGUGCAAUCAGUCCAACAAAAUCAUUGAACCCAUUCAAUCACGAUGUGCCACUUUACGCUACACCAAACUUUCAGAAUCUCAAGUUUUAGCACGAUUACAAGAAAUUUGUACUGCCGAACAUGUACCUGUCACUGAUGAUGGAUUGGAAGCUUUGAUUUUUACAGCAGAUGGAGAUAUGCGACAAGCCAUCAACAACUUACAAUCAGCAUUUUAUGGGUUUGGACAUGUUAAUGGGGACAAUGUAUUCAAAAUUUGCGAUCGUCCUCAUCCUGUACUGAUUCAAACAAUGAUGAAACAAUGUGCUGAUGGUAAUGUACGUGCAGCUGGUGAUAUCGUUCGUGAACUUUACUUGAAGGGCUAUUCAUCAUUGGAUAUCGUCACCACCAUGUUCCGAGUCGUGAAAAGUUUUGAUGAAUUGGGUGAUGAACUACAAUUGGAUUUUUUGAAAGAAAUUGGAUUUGUCCACAUGCGAAUUAUGGAUGGAUAUCAAAGUCUGUUACAGUUAGCUGGGCUUGUUGCCAAACUUUGUCAAGUCAAAACUUCAAAGACAUAGUUUAGUGGUUUUUUUUUUAUGUUCUUUUUUUAUUUUAUAUCUUAUAUAUAUCGUAUUCUUCCGCAUCACACAAUAAAUACAUAUACUUUACAUACUGUU
Molecule: messenger RNA, 1157 nt
Organism: Halteromyces radiatus
Lineage: Eukaryota; Fungi; Mucoromycota; Mucoromycetes; Mucorales; Cunninghamellaceae
Product: P-loop containing nucleoside triphosphate hydrolase protein
Exons: 6
Coding region: 30-1058 (342 amino acids)
Biological process (GO): DNA repair; DNA-templated DNA replication
Cellular component (GO): DNA replication factor C complex; Elg1 RFC-like complex; nucleus
Molecular function (GO): ATP hydrolysis activity; DNA binding; DNA clamp loader activity
Source: RefSeq, a predicted model, not a curated record